Trichomycterus rosablanca is the source of this 1304-nucleotide messenger RNA. RefSeq names its product prostaglandin reductase 2 (gene ptgr2). The record is from RefSeq and is a predicted model, not a curated record. Lineage: Eukaryota; Metazoa; Chordata; Actinopteri; Siluriformes; Trichomycteridae. Bases 95 to 1144 code for a protein of 349 amino acids. The transcript has 9 exons. Gene Ontology annotation, molecular function: 15-oxoprostaglandin 13-reductase [NAD(P)+] activity. Gene Ontology annotation, biological process: prostaglandin metabolic process.
UACCUAGCUAAGUAGUACAGAACCUUACUGCCAUAUCAGUUCUGUAUGUAUAAACUAUGCUGUUUAAGACGUGAAUUUAAGACGUUUUAUCAAGAUGCUAAAAGUGCAAAGAGUUGUUCUAUCCUCACGCCCAGGCAAAAAUGGUCAGCCAGUUCCCGAGAACUUUCGUGUGGAGGAGACUAGUCUGCCUACAGAGCUAAAACAGGGUGAAGUCCUUGUCAGGACAUUGUAUCUGUCUGUUGAUCCCUACAUGCGUUGUCGUAUGAAUGAUGAAACGGGGGCUGACUACCUGCUACCAUGGAGGCUGGGGGAUUGUAUUGACGGAGGUGGGGUUGGUGUGGUGGAGGCUAGCAAGAAUGAACAACAACUGGGUGUUGGUGACACUGUUACAUCUUUUAACUUGCGCUGGCAAACCCAUGAUGUGAUCAAUGGCAAGUCUGUACAGAAGGUUGACCCCAGGAUGGUUGAUGGUCACUUGUCAUAUAUUCUGGGUGCAGUGGGUAUGCCUGGUCUUACUGCGCUUUUUGGUGUGAGAGAAAAAGGUCAUGUGAUUCCCGGAACAGGUCAAACUAUGGUGAUCAGUGGAGCAGCUGGAGCUUGUGGAUCACUUGCUGGACAGAUUGGUAGACUGGAUGGCUGUGAAAGAGUGGUUGGGAUCUGUGGAUCAGAUGAAAAAUGCCAGACCCUGGUGUCAGAGCUGGGUUUCACAUCAGCAGUGAAUUAUAAAAAAGGGGACAUUUUAAAAGCACUUAAAGACAGCUGUCCCAAUGGAGUGGACAUCUACUUCGACAAUGUUGGAGGUCCUAUCAGUGACACUGUUAUAUCACAGAUGAACAGUGGCGGUCAUGUCAUCCUGUGUGGUCAGAUUUCUCAGUACAACCUAGAUGUCCCCUACCCACCUCCACUGAGUGAUAAAACUCAACAAACUUUGCGUGAAAAAAACAUCACCAGGGAAAGAUUUAUGGUACUGAACUACAUGGAGAAGCACAAUGAAGGCCUGGAGCUGCUAGGUCAGUGGGUGAUGACAGGCCAAAUUAAGGUGUUGGAAACUGUUGUGACUGGAAUAGAAAAUAUGGGAGUGGCCUUUUGCUCAAUGAUGACUGGAGGCAACACUGGAAAGCAAAUUGUCAAAAUUUCGGACUGAGCUACACCUCCAACAGAGGGUACUGUUUUUUUCACAAUGAGCCUUGCGGUUUAUGUUGCUAUGUACAUGCAUUUACCUGUAACUACCUGUCCUGUCAUAAAUGUAACCAAUGUAUAAAACAUAAUGUUAAAAUCCUAAUAAAUAAAUAAGUGUUUUUGUG